Messenger RNA from Eutrema salsugineum, 1433 nucleotides. Its product is annotated as probable long-chain-alcohol O-fatty-acyltransferase 4. The record is from RefSeq and is a predicted model, not a curated record. Bases 228 to 1244 code for a protein of 338 amino acids. Gene Ontology annotation, biological process: lipid metabolic process. NCBI's taxonomy places the organism in Eukaryota, Viridiplantae, Streptophyta, Magnoliopsida, Brassicales, Brassicaceae. The transcript has a single exon.
UUCCUUAUCUCUUGGAUAGUAGAGAUACCAUUAAAGUUGAGAAACAGGUUCAUAUGUCCGACAGUGCGAAUCUCCUAACAAUGUGUGUAGCUGUCAAAUCAAAUUUCCCCAAAUUUAAAAAUAGUACGUGGAUGAUUUUUAUCCGAUUAUUUUAAAGACAUAUAAUAACCAAAAUAAAGUCAAAAUUGAUUGGAAAGAAAGAAAGAAGAAGAAGAAGAUCUAGAGAGAUGGAAGAGGAACUCAAGAACUUGAUCAAGGUUUGGGUUUCUGCAAUCAUCUCCGUAUCUUAUUGUUACUACUUAUCAACCAGAAUCAAAGCUGGUGUAUUUCGAUUACUCUCUGUUCUCCCGGUUGUUGCUCUGUUUCUUCUUCUUCCUCUGUUUUUCUCCUCCCUUCACUUAUCUGGAGCCGCAGCGUUUUUCUUCACAUGGCUCGCCAAUUUCAAACUCAUCCUCUUCUCCUUUGAUAAAGGUCCUCUUUUCCCACUUCCCCAAAACCUCUCCCGAUUCAUCUACUUCACUUGCUUCCCCAUCAAGCCUCAACAAAACCCUAAAUCUCAAAAUCAGAUCCCCAAAUGGGUUUUCGCCAUUAAAGUCGCCGUCUUUGGUGUGUUGCUACAUAUCUACGAUUACAAACAACACUUGUCUCCGACUGUGCUAUUGGUUCUUUACUCUCUGCAUAUAUACUUAGAACUCGAGAUUCUCUUAAUGCUCGUCAAAGUUUUGGUCUUUAUCUCUCUUGGGUGCGAUCUUGAGCCACAAUCCAAUGAGCCAUACUUAGCCACUUCUCUACAAGAUUUCUGGGGUCGUCGGUGGAACCUCAUGGUCCCGGCGAUCCUCCGGCCAGCCGUUUACGAGCCGGUGCAGCGAAUCGCAAAACGGAAAUUGAGCUCUGAUCAGGCUAGGUUACUGGCGGUUUUGGCCACGUUUUUCGUCUCCGGUGCAGUUCACGAGCUGAUAUUCUUUUAUGGUACACGUGAGAUGCCUACGGGAGAGGUCACUUUGUUCUUUGUGAUACAUGGAGUUUGCACGGCGGCGGAAGUAGCGGUGAAGAAGCUGACUUUUGUGCGGCGGUGGAAGAUGAGUCCGUUGGUUUCUCGACCGAUCACGGUAGGGUUUGUGGUUUUGACGAGUGGUUGGUUGUUUUUCCCUCCUCUUGUAAGGAAUGGCUUGUUCGAGAGAAUCACUAACGAAGCCUUGUUGUCCAUUGAUUUUGUCAAGCUCAAGUUUUUUACUUUUUGGUGAUUUAAUAUAUCGCAGAACCAUGAAUCAUGGAUUUAUCAAUUCAUGUUACUUUGUGGUUAUGUGAUUCAUAGGUUGAGUAGAUCAUCUACUGUAGAUGUCAAAUCUUGGAAACGUCUAUCAUCUAGUCGAUGAAAUGAUCAAUUUUCAAGAAACCUCGAUUAUUAAAACUUAUGUUUAAGAAGACUCUUU